UGCGGAUGUGUGGUGAUCGCACGGGAAGAUCGCUAUAGUUGGGGCGAUUAGGGUUGCCAGCGGGUUGCAGUGUACUUUAUAAGGCAAUCGGGUUGGCCAGACCGGAUACGGGAUGGUAUCCGUAUCGAGCAAACGAGCGUUGCGGCCCAUUUUCGUGACCAAGCGACAAGAUGGCGUCGGAACCGGCUUGGGCCUGCGUCGCGUCGUCGGCCUUCCCGCUCGUCUACGCCUACGGGAAGGACAUGAGCCUCGGUGGGCGCCAGAGCCGCGUGCUGGAGAAGGACCACGCGAAGCUGCUCCAGGCGCUCGAGCAGCAGCUCAAGCUCAAGGGCACGACGCACGCCAACAAGGCCGAGACGCUGCUCUUCUACAGCCACGCGCCGUUUCUCACGCAGCAACAGCUCGAGCUCGUGCUCGCUCGACUCGCUGAGCAGUUCCAGGCCAUCAACGAGCUGGGCUUUCGCCUCGCGAUCUUGGAGAUGGUCCGGCGCAUCGAAGGCCAGUUCAAGCACACGGACGUUUCCGACACGACCAAGAUUGUCGGGCCUAUCUACCAAGUGUUGCAGACGACCGACGACGUACAAACACGUAUCGUGGCGUUGCAGCUGCUCGCGCUCCUCGCCACAUUGGUUCGAGACGACGUCUCUCUGCACCAAGCCAUCGUCGCUCGCUGCGUCGCGAGUACGAGCGAUGAAGCCGAUGCUGCACACGACACGGCGCGCGCACUGCUGGCCCACUCGCCGGUCUUUCAGCGCACGCUGCUCACGCGUUUGCUUACCGAGUCGACGCCAACGAACGAGUUUGUUGCGCUCGCGCCGCUCUUGCCGUUGGCGACCACCAACGCGGCCGAAGCUGCUCUCGCCCUGGCCAAGUGCGAGGCGCUGUGCAACGAUGCGACGGUGCGUGGCCCGACUGGCGAUCUCUCGUACAUCCACUCGCCGUCAUUGCGACCGCUCGUGCUCACCAUGGCGGCGCUCUCGCUGCAGCUGCUGCCCGAUGCUAGCGACCGAAUGCUUUGCGUAAUCCAGACGCUCUUCACCGCGUCCUCGGCGUCGCUUCGGCGGAUCGCGGUGGCGGGCAUCGCCAAGAUGCUGACUGCCGGUCGCCCUGUACCAAAGAGCGUUGUUUCUAUGCUGCUUGACGCUGCUGCCGACGCAUCCAUGGACGCUGCCUUGUUGCUCAGCAUCGUCUCGCAGCUCGAGGUGGCGGCACGCUCGAUCGACGUCCCGCUCGCGUCGCUGCGAUGGCUAUCGGCGGAGCCCGACCCGAAGCUCACCAGCCUCUUUCUCCACAUGACAUACCAUGCGAGUCGGCGCAGCGUUCCUGGCGCGCUUCUCGAACUCCUCCGCGUCCUUGCCGUGACAACCACGUACCCCGUGUCGCCCGCGACGACCACGAUCGUCCGCAAAGCGCUGCGGCUUCUCGAGGCGCUGGUCCGCGAGAUGCCAGACGCGACAGUGCCGACACUUGGGCCCGUGUUGCUGCGGCUCCUCGCGGGUUCAAGUCCGCACGCCGACGCGCUCUGGGUGGCCAUGUCGCAUCUCACGUGGUAUAUGGCUGUGCCGACAGAGGCGGCGGCAUCCGCGCUCGCUUCGUCAUCGUCGACGCGGCAGUCGCUCGCGAUCCUCGUGUGCCUCUUGCGCAGCGGAGGCGAUGCGUCAGCGCUCGUCUUGCGCGCGCACGCAGCCCACCGAUCGGCGUACAUGAGCUGGCAGCUUGCGCGUGAGUGUAUUCUGCACGGCGCCUUUGCGACGGCCGCGCAACUGCUGCCGAGCGUCGUGGCGGGCACCUUGUCGUCGACGACGCACCACUGGACAAGCGCCGUCGCCUUGUGGGUCGAUGGCGAGGCGCUCGUGUGUGCCACGACGUCGGCCGUGCCGCUGCGCACGUUUGACUUGCUGCACGAGGCCCUCGCUACGCUGCAGCUCGCGACGUGUAGCGAUACGUCGUUUGAGACGCUGAGCGGCUUUGUCUCGGCGCGUCUCGGGCUUCUCUCGACGCUCCAGUCGGCGCUGCAGUAUGCAUUCGAGAGCAUCAUUGCGUCGGGUCAAGUGUUUUCGACAACCAAGUGGACCGACCUCCAGCACCAGCUGCAGCGCCACGCCCGCACGUUUGCUGUGCUCAGUCACGCCGCCUGGUCGACCACCGACCUCGACGCCCUCGCCAGUCACGUGAGCCUCUGUGAAUUCGUGGCCGUCGCUAUCGACAAGACGAUCCACGGUCGAACGGCGACGGUCGCGACGCCGACGGUGCUCCCCCGGCAUCCGUCCUGGCAGUUUGUGGCCGACUACGCUGCCCAUCUUGCGAGAACCGAAGACGCGCCAUGCAUGGAGUCGCUCGUCUCGAUGCUCCAAGCCGUGUGCUCGCUACCGGCUGCGGUACCGCGGCCGCUCCUGCGCAGUGACGCGCCGGCGCUGUCGUUGGACAUGGCGCUCGCGCCGGGCCCAAGCGUCAAGCAGAUCUCGCGCACGGUGCUGGGUGUCACGACGGCCGUCGACUUGGCCGCCACGAUCCACGUGUCGUUGCAGCUCGACGCGGCGGUGUCACCGGCGAGUCCUCUGCGCGAUACGAGCUGCGGCUGGACGCUGCAGCUUGAAGUGACGCUCUCAUCAGACGGCGUGACCACGGUGUUUGACGCGCCGCUUGUGGCGCAUGGCGACGGCAGCUGCAGCAGCCAUGUCCCGCUGGUCAUUGAAGCAAGUCGCCUUGGCGAGCACUCGUCGCACGCGAUCUCGAUCGCGGCGUGGGUCGCGACGCCAACACGCAGGUGCCUCCUCGCAGCCAAAGCGCUCGAUCGCACCGUCGUCGUGUAUUAGGGUGACUAACUAAAGAACUGCAUGAUGAUGUACAUA
Messenger RNA from Saprolegnia diclina VS20, 2852 nucleotides. RefSeq lists its product as hypothetical. NCBI's taxonomy places the organism in Eukaryota, Oomycota, Saprolegniomycetes, Saprolegniales, Saprolegniaceae. The transcript is spliced from 8 exons. Bases 171 to 2816 code for a protein of 881 amino acids. The record is from RefSeq and is a predicted model, not a curated record.